Fusarium tjaetaba is the source of this 1140-nucleotide messenger RNA. RefSeq lists its product as uncharacterized. The coding region runs from base 1 to 1140 and encodes 379 amino acids. The record is from RefSeq and is a predicted model, not a curated record. NCBI's taxonomy places the organism in Eukaryota, Fungi, Ascomycota, Sordariomycetes, Hypocreales, Nectriaceae. The transcript is spliced from 2 exons.
AUGUCGGAUGUCCAAGUAGCUGUCCAGCCGGUGGAUAUUACACCACAGCAGACAGAUACCAUCGACGAUGCUCUCCAACAAGCUGUCGAAGCUUACAAACCUCCUCGCUUUGAUCCCAAGAUCCAUCUGAACUUCAUCCCUCCGACGGCACGUUACUCCUUCACUGAGCUGGGGCUCGAUAAGCCACGCAACGCCCCAAAUGUAUGCUACACAGAGCCCUUCCAGCUCUUUUCGGAAGAGGGCGUGCGUGUCAUGCGGCGGGAGAUCUUCCGCAAGGAGUUCUUGGAUAAGUAUAUGAGAUCGUGGUCACGAGCACCUUGCUACAUUGGGGGUCACUCUGCCAACUCUGAAGAAGCUAGCUUUAUUAAACAAGCUUGGUAUCACCCUGCUACCCAAGCGGCCAUCGACCAGGCCUUCGGUACCGGCCUCAAGCCCCUCGAACGACACUGCGACAUAGGUUAUGUUAAUGUCCAGCUGGGCGAGGGUGGAAAGGCGGGAGUUUACAAUUACAACGAGAUCCCCGCGAAACCACUGCCACCGACCGAAGCCGCGACUAGCAUCCCCAAGUCCCAAUGGGAUGAUGUGGCUAUUGAUGCCUGGCACAAGGACCAAGUUCCAGUUGUCUGUGUCGUUAUGUUGAGCGAUAUCAGCAACAUGGAAGGCGGCGAGACAGCCAUCAGAACCGGCGCAGGGAACCUGAUCAAGGCCCGCGGCGCUAACCUCGGCGGAGCAGUGCUCAUGCAGGGCGGCAAUCUAGAACAUGCCGCUCUUCGCGCUAGUAACUGCGCUGAGAGGGUGAGCAUGGUGACCAGCUACCGCUUCGCCGACCCGGACUUGGACGACACCCGGACUACCCUCAAGAGCGCUGACUUUGAGAACGAGGACAUGAAUGCCCUCAAGUACGCUCACCUGGACUACAAGUUGAAGAGACUUCGGGACAGGGUCAAUCUGGCGUGUGAACGCGUUGCUAGGCAGAGAGCGGGGAAUGCGGAAUUGAAUAGGGAUGAGAUAGAUGGCUGGGUGAAGGACCAGGUUUACUAUCUCAAACAGACAUCGUGGGAGCUUUUCGAGCGAGACGAGAACAUGCUGGGGAUGGAGAUGCCGGAUGGAAUCCUUCGGGACUAUCUCGAGGAUGCCUAA